CAUUCUUUCUGCCUCCUCCAGAUGGUUUUGACCUGAGACGUCACCUGGUCCUGCGUCCUCGAUAGUCCUCCUCAAGGUGGGCUGGUGGGUAUUUGAACACAGGCAUGUGAGCAGGCAGUAAACAUGACCCUGCUGGGAGGUGAUGGCUCAGACUACGACUACAGCGCCCUGAGCUGUGCAUCUGACACCUCCCUCAAUCAAGCACCACCGCCUGAACAGGAGGCUCAAAAGGGAGCCUACUACAGGAGGGCACAGCGAGUCCAAGAGGUCAGCACCAGCCCUGGGGAAGCGCCGCUGUCCAGCACCCGUAAACUCUAUGCCAUCAUCAAUGUGGGAGGCCUGCGUUACCAGCUGCCUUGGACCACCUUGGAGGACUUCCCCUUGUCUCGUCUUGGUCAGCUGCACCUCUGCAGCAGCUUUGAUGAGAUCAUGCGGAUCUGUGAUGACUAUGAUGUCACACUCAACGAGUUCUUUUUUGAUCGCAGCCCCAGUGCCUUCUGCACCAUCCUGACCUUCCUGAGGGCGGGAAAGCUGCGCUCCCUCAGGGAGAUGUGCGCCCUGUCCUUCCGGGAGGAGCUGCUUUACUGGGGUGUACCUGAGGAGAGCCUGGAGUGGUGCUGUCGCCGGCGUCUGCUGCAGCGUGUGGAGGAGUUUGAAGAGAUGGAGAGAGCAGAGGAGGAGGAGCUGCUGGAGGGCCUGUUGGAUACAGAUAGCAGCCUGGGGGAUCCCAGACACACAGCGGCAUCCAGGCUGGAUUGGUGCAUGGGGAAGCUCAGAGACAUGGUGGAGAGGCCUCACUCGGGCCUGCCGGGGAAGAUCUUUGCCUGUUUGUCAGUGUUGUUUGUCACCAUCACUGCCAUCAACCUCUCCAUCAGCACUCUGCCUGCCGUGAGGGAAGAGGAGGAGGCGGGCACGUGUUCCCAGAUGUGCUACAACAUCUUCAUCGUGGAGACGGUGUGUGUGGCCUGGUUCUCUCUGGAGUUCACGCUGCGCUUCAUUCAGGACCGCAGCAAGCUGACGUUCCUCAGGCAACCACUCAACCUGAUCGACGUGGUGGCCAUCCUGCCGUACUACAUCACCCUGCUGGUGGACAGCACCUCCAAAGGGGAGAAGCGGCUCGGCUCCGGCAACAGCUACUUUGACAAAGUGGGUUUGGUGCUGCGCGUGCUCAGAGCCCUGCGGAUCCUCUAUGUGAUGCGGCUGGCUCGCCAUUCGUUGGGCCUGCAGACUCUGGGCCUGACGGCGCGUCGCUGCACGCGGGAGUUUGGCCUGUUGCUCCUCUUCCUGUGUGUGGCCAUCGCCCUGUAUUCACCCUUGCUGUACCUGAUUGAGAAUGAAAUGGCCACCACGCAGGAGUUCACCAGCAUCCCUGCCACCUACUGGUGGGCUGUCAUCACCAUGACGACGGUGGGCUAUGGGGACAUGGUACCCAGGAGCAUCCCGGGUCAGGUGGUGGCUCUAAGCAGCAUCCUGAGCGGGAUCCUCCUCAUGGCCUUCCCCGUCACCUCCAUCUUCCACACCUUCUCCAGGUCCUACAUAGAGCUGAAGCAGGAGCAGCAGAGGACGCUGCACAGGCGGACGCACUUCCUGCUGCGGAGCCGCAUGGCCAGUCUGGGAAGCAACCUGUCCCUGGAAAGUGACAUGCUCUUCCCCAUGGGGUCAUCUGAGGCCCGAGAUGACUGAGACUGAUUUGCAGG
Thalassophryne amazonica is the source of this 1697-nucleotide messenger RNA. It is a transcript of the gene kcng1, whose product is annotated as potassium voltage-gated channel, subfamily G, member 1. Bases 124 to 1683 code for a protein of 519 amino acids. Gene Ontology annotation, cellular component: voltage-gated potassium channel complex; membrane. Gene Ontology annotation, biological process: regulation of delayed rectifier potassium channel activity; potassium ion transmembrane transport; protein homooligomerization. The transcript has 3 exons. Gene Ontology annotation, molecular function: delayed rectifier potassium channel activity. NCBI's taxonomy places the organism in Eukaryota, Metazoa, Chordata, Actinopteri, Batrachoidiformes, Batrachoididae. The record is from RefSeq and is a predicted model, not a curated record.